AUGACAAAAAAAGACGCUUCCAAUAACAAUUUGUAAGUUUUUUUGAUCAAUCAAACGCUCAAAGUUCAUGACUAUGAUUUUUUUAAAGGCAAUUUUUUGAGGGAAUUUUUUGAAAUUUGAAAAGCAAAAAUUAAAAAAAAAAAAAAAAAAGAAAAAAUUAUUAUUUUUUUCAUUCUUUUUUCCCCUAAUCUCCUCCAUUUCCAGCGCCCUCGACCUGUCGAACGACUCGCUGAAGAAGACGCCGGUCGACGAUGGAAUCGACUACGAACGCCAUCCCGAGGCCAAAGGCGAAGUCAUCAACGGCGAGUUCAUCAAGGACUCCGGCAUGAAUUGGGUCGUCGCCGCCCUCUUCUUGGUCGGCGACAUGGCCGGCGGCGGGAUUGUCGCCCUCCCGACGGCCGUUCAACAAUGCGGUUUUGUUGGGGGCAUCAUUUUGUGCAUCAUCAUGGCGCUCUGCGCAACAGUUUCGGCGGUUCUCUUGGGCAAAAGUUGGGAACAUCUGCCGGUCCGAUGGCCCGAAUAUCGAUUGCAUUGCCGGAAACCGUACGCGGAGAUCGGGUACAGAGCGUUGGGACAUCGAGUGAAGUGAGUUGGGAAAUUUUUCAAAAUUUUUAAAUUUUUGAAAAAAAAUAAAAAUUUUUUUUUUUUUUUUUUAUAUUAAUUUUUGAUAUAAAAAUUUUUUUUUGCUUUUUUUACUAUUUUGUCUUUGGAAUUUUCAUUUUUUUCAUUUUUUACUUUUGAUUUUUGGUCCCGACACGAAAACCAUCAAAAAUUUUUAACUGUAUUUUUUCACCAAGAUAUCGAUUUUUGGCUAUAAAACCGUAUUUUAGGCAAAAAAUUAAUUUCAAAACUUCCGUUUUUCCCCAAAAAAUCGAUUUUUUUCAGAACCUCCGUUUCGGUCUGCCUAAACAUCACCCAAUUCGGGAUCUGCGUGGUUUUCCUCCUCCUGGCCGCCAAGAACAUCCACGACUUCGUCUUCUCGUUCUGGAGCGGAGUGCCGGGCGUGUGUGUGAUCAUCCUGGUGCUCGGCAUUGCCCUGCUUCCCAUCAGUUUCCUCAAGUCGCCGGAGGAUUUCUGGUGGGCCAUUGUGGCGGGCAUGUUCUCCACCGCAAUUGCUGUUGCGCUGAUCAUUGUUGGAGCCAGCAGCGACUACGCGACUUGUAACCCGCAACGACAUGAGCCCACUUUCAAUAUUUUUAAUUUGUUUGUUGCAUUUGGUACCGUUGUUUUCACUUUUGGAGGGCAUUCUACGUUCCCCACCAUUCAACACGACAUGACGAGGCCGUCGCAGUUCACCAAGAGCUCAAUCACGGCGUUUAUUAGUAAGUUUAGGGGCUGCUUUUUAUUGAUGACAUUCAAAAUAAAAAAUUACAAAAAAAAAUUUUUAUUUUUUUUUUUUUUUUUUUUUUUGAAUUUUCAAGAUGAAAUUUUUUAUAAAAUUUUUUAUCGCUGAUUAUAAAUGAAAGCCUGAAAAUCUUAGCUCGCAAUUUUUGAUGAAAUCCGAGAUAUUCAAGGAUUUUUUUUGCGAGAGAGUACGCGAAAUGAGGAGAGCCGCCCAGACGAAAAUCUUUUUUUGCUUUAAUUUUUUUGUUUCUGCGCCGAAAAACGUGAUUUUUUGUGGAAUAUAACACACUCACUAAUACCUCAAAAAAAAUUUUUUUUUUUUUUUUUUUGGAUUUUUUUUUUCAUUUUUGCCUCAGUAAGCAUAAAAAUUCAAAAAACAAAAAGGCACUAAAAAACAAAAAUCAAAAACACCCUCUAAUCCGCGAAAAACAUGCUCAAUGUUCAAUUUGUUUAUUUUCCAGCUAUCUGCAUCUUCUACGCUCCCGUUGUGAUCGUCGCCUACCUGUCGUACGGCGAUUCCCUGCGCGAUUCCGUGAUCCCAUCCAUUCAGACGGAAUGGAUCCAACAAGCGGUAAAUAUGAUGAUUGCCGCGCAUUGCAUCCUCACCCUCACUUUGAUGAUCAACCCACUCAACCAGGAGACCGAGGAGUUCUUCAAUGUCCCCCAUCGUAAGAAUUUGAGAAAAAUUGAAAAAAAAUGCAAAAAAAUUGCAAAAAAAUUGCAAAAAAUCAAAAAAAUCCAAAAUUUUUUUGCUCAAAAAUCAUGAAAUUUUUAAAUUUUUUUACUAAAAAGUCAAAAUUUCAACAAAUAAAAAAGCUAAAAAAUCCCAAAAAUUGCGAAAAAAUCUAAAAAUCCAAAAAAUUUUUUGCUCAAAAAUCAUGAAAUUUUUUAAUUUUUUAACUAAAAAAUCAAAAUUUCAACAAAUAAAAAAGCUCAAAAAUCCCAAAAAUUGCGAAAAAUUCUAAAAAUCCAAAUCUUUUUUUCUCAAAAAUCAUGAAAUUUUUUAAUUUUUUAAUCGAAAAAUCAAAAAUUUCAACAAAUAAAAAAUUUCAAAAAUCCCAAAAAUUGCAAAAAAAUCAAAAAAAAUCCUAUUUCCCAAAUCUUUUUCAGACUUUGGAGUCAAGAGAAUCACCGUUCGUGCCGCAAUGAUGUGCGCGAUUGUGUUCAUGGCCGAGACUGUCCCCAACUUUGGCCCUGUUCUGAACUUGAUGGGAGCCUCAACAGUCACCCUGACCUGCGUCAUUUUCCCCAGCAUCUUCUACUUGUUCAUCAAGGCGAAUGAGAAGAAAUCGGCCGAAACCGGAAGAGAAGAGCUCUGCAGUUUUAGAGAGUGAGUUGAGGGAGAGGGAAUUUUUGAUUUUUUUGGAUUUUUCAAAUUGAAAAAUUUUUUAAAAAAUUUUCAAAAAAAAUAUUUUUUUUUUAUUUUAAAAUAAAAAAAAAUUUCAUGGCCAUAUUUUUUGUGAAUUUUUCGUGGAAAAAAUUCUAGAAAAUCGCAAAAAAAUCAAAAUUUUUUGAAAAUUUCCACUUAAAAAUCAUAAAUUUAAUUUUAUUUUUUUGCGGAUCAUGAGCCAAAACUCUUUAAAAAAUUAUCAAAUUUUUUUUUCCAAAUCAAAAAAAAAAUUUUUAUUUCUCCCCAUUUCCAGGAUGGUCGACCGCACCGACCGACGAGUCCUGGUCCUUUGCACCUGCAUUGUGAUUGUCGGAAUUCUGGGUGGAAUCGCAGCCACCGUCUCGGCUGUUCGUGAGAUCACCACCACCAGUUUCGAGGUCCCCUGUUACAUGCGAAAUCUGAUUGCGCAAGCUCAAAACGGCUCCUCCGAAACUUCGACCAAUUGCUGUGGAGCUUUCCAAAACAUUACAGUCAGUGGGAAAGCGCCUGCGGGCUACUGUAGUAAGCCCAAUUUGGAUUAUUAUGGGCAUUGGUACGAUGGGGAGCAGCAAAAAUGGUGGGAAUAG
Bursaphelenchus xylophilus (pine wood nematode) is the source of this 3300-nucleotide messenger RNA. NCBI's taxonomy places the organism in Eukaryota, Metazoa, Nematoda, Chromadorea, Rhabditida, Aphelenchoididae. The record is from the annotation of a GenBank genome assembly.